Messenger RNA from Staurois parvus, 297 nucleotides. Lineage: Eukaryota; Metazoa; Chordata; Amphibia; Anura; Ranidae. The record is from the annotation of a GenBank genome assembly.
GGCGCUCAUCGGACAGCCGGAUGCCCAGUGCGCAUGCGCGAGAAGCGCUGCGCUUUUUGAUUGGUCCGGCGGCUUCUGGGAUCUGUUAUGUGUCCCAGGUACCGCCUUACCAUUCACAAAGAGCACUGCUUCUUGCGCAUGCGCACUUGGGACCCGGCUGUCACGCACACUACAGAAGCCGGGAAGACAGCGCCGCUGGAUAGAGGGACAGGUAAGAUCAAAGAACAACUCCGCGGACGUGGGAGCGGGUACCUGUCAAAUUCAGGUACCACCUCCCCAAAGGUCAGCAGUCAUCUG